This is a messenger RNA of Paramecium sonneborni, 1151 nucleotides long. The record is from the annotation of a GenBank genome assembly. Lineage: Eukaryota; Ciliophora; Oligohymenophorea; Peniculida; Parameciidae.
AUGAAUCAAAUUUAAUGUGAGAAAUGCUAAAUUGUUCCUGAAAAAUUUGUUUGUUUAGAUUGUGAACACUCAUUUUGCCUUUCUUGUUUAGCCAAAUUGUUUAAACAAGUAUUUUUUUUUUAUCUAAUUCAUAGCAUCAAAAUUAAAUUCAAUGUAUCACAUGUUAUGACAUAACUAUUUUAGAUGAUGAAACAAUUAAUGCAUUAUUGGAUUUUAAAUUACAAUUAUUAUAACCUCCUAUUAUAAUUCCAUAUACAACUUCUAAAAAAUAAAUUAAUCAAAAAGAUUAAAUUUAAAUAAAAGGUCAUCCAUUUAUUGAAAAACUCAAUGUUUCUAUUGAAAAAUAUUUAGAUAAUAUUAGAAUUAUUUAGUUCGAUAAAUAAAAAAUAAGAGAAAUUUCAAAUAAAAUUAAAUAAGAUCUGGAAUCAGAAUUUAAAUCUUUACAUAUAUAUUUAGAUGAUAAACUAUAAUCAUUUAUGAAUGAAAUUUCUAAAUUUGAAACUUUAAAUUCUUCUAAUUUACAAUAAUAAGAAGAUGGAUUCUAAAUAGAAAUUAAAGAAAUGUAAAUUAUGAAGGAUGAAAUCAAAAGUAUACUGUAAUAACAAUCUGGAAUUUAAAAUGAUAUUGAACAAUUUAAAACAAUAUUAAAUCACAUAGAUGAAAUUACUAUCAAAACAAAUUAAUAAUAUUAAAGUAAUCUUAAAAAAUUUUAAGAUGAAAUAUAUAAACUACCUCUUAAAUGGACUGAUUUUUCAAGUUAAUAUAAACAAUUUUUUAACAAUAAUAAUAAUUCAAUAAAAUCCUUUUAAGUACAAGAAUAGUAAAGAACAUAAUUUAUAACCACAAAUCGUUUGGAAAAAAUUCAAUAAUCUCUGGCAAAGUAAAUAUAUGUUGUUAUAAAUUUUAGUUAAAUCUCUUCUACAAAUGUAAAACCAAUUAAAACAUCUCAUUAAUCUCAUAUAUCUUUAUGUUCUCCUCCAAGAAAUAGUUUUCUUUAAGAGGAACAUUAAAUUCCAAGAAAAUCAAGUCGAAUCGAGUUCAUAAAUAAAUUAUAAAGUCCAGGUGAUGUAAGGGUAAAUUCGAUGAAUAGAAGAAAUACAAGAACAAUAAUACCAAAUUUAAAUUUAGCAGGAAUUUCAUUUAUCAAAUGA